UCCCUGUGAAGUAAUGGUACAUGCCAAAUUUACCCAUCAACCUCUACGGCGAAGUGGCGGUAAGAUGUUUUUGAAACCGAGACGUCCAGCUGGGGUAUCGGAAUUCUCAUGAAACUGCUCCAGAUAACGUUGUUCUUCGACUUAUUUUUACCGCUUAACAAUUCAGAUGGCCUCCUGAAACGAUAUCUACUAUGUCCUUGAGGAAGCUGAGACGACUGGGGCUUGAGCCUGAGCUGGUUGAUCGUCUUGAAAGGCAUAAAAAGUUAUCAUCUUGUCAGGAUAUUCUUGUGAAGAUCCAUCUGGAACUGCUGCACCUCACCAACCUGACCCACUCAGAUGUGCAGAAAAUUGUGAUGACUGCAAGCAGAGCAUGUGCACCGACAACUACAACAGCUCUCCAGAUGAAAGAAGCAGGAGUCAGCAGUGGCAGCGCUUCCUUCUUCUCCACAUCCUUAUCUGGGCUGGACCAGGCUCUACAUGGGGGUAUCCCAGCAGGCAGUGUUACUGAGAUAGCUGGCCCAGCCGGCUGCGGCAAGACCCAGUUCUGUGUCAUGCUGUCAGUGCUGGCGACCCUGCCUUGUGAGAUGGGAGGGCUAGGGGGCGCUGUUGUCUACAUCGACACCGAGUCUGCAUUUAGUGCAGAGAGACUUGUAGAAGUUGCUCAGUUCAGGUGUCCACAGCACUUCAGCAGUGAUGAUGCCUUCUACAAGCUGACAUCGCAGGUCUUUGUACAUAAGACUCCAACCUGCACUGACCUGUGGAACAGACUGCAGUCUUUAGAGGAGGAGCUCAUACAGAAGCGAGUUCGCCUGGUGAUCCUGGACUCAGUAGCCUCUGUGGUGAGGAAGGAGUUUGACAACAGCCUGAGAGGGAACCUGUCCCAGAGGGUCAAGUUGUUAGCCAAGGAGGCCGCUCUCCUCAAGUACCUGGCAGAGUCCUUGAACAUCCCGGUUGUUGUGACCAAUCAAAUCACCACUCGAUUCAAGGCAUCCUGGGAAGGUCCACACUAUGAUGUGCCGUCUGGUGACGUAGCUGAUGGAAAUGGUGCCGGUGCAUCUGCAGCUGUGGAUGGUGGCUAUGUGACGGCUGCGCUGGGGAACACCUGGAGUCACAGCGUGAACACCCGCCUCAUCGUGCAGUACCUGGAUGACAAGCACAGGGAGGUGAUGGUUGCUAAGUCCCCAAUUGCACCUUUCUCAAGUUUUGUGUACACCAUACAAAGCAGUGGCAUUGUUUUACAAGAUGAUGAGACAAUUCAUAAGUCAAGUGAGAGGGUAGCCACAGACCCCGGCCUCAUCCCCAUCAAAGUGCGGACCAUGUUGGGACAGGGAGGAGGUUUGGUUGUGCCAUGAUCAUGCCAUGCCAUGAGGGAGGAACAACAGGGACUGUGUACCCUAAUACCCCCCCUUCCUGCAACAUGAGUCCCUGUAACUGGAUGCUGCCAUCAGAAAGCCAUCUCCAGUCCAAGCACCAACACUGGCAACAGCAACAGCAGAGAGGUGUUGUAGGCCUAACAGUAACGGGCAGAAGUGCCUCAGUUCUCUGGAUGCCAUCACAUGUGCUGUUUGGGCGCAGAGCAUCGGGAGGCUGACAGCACAGAUACUGUUUUUGCCUCUCUGAUCUCAAGAGACAGAUGACCCAACUCUCAUCUUGAAUUCGUGAUUUAAAAAUGUACCUCAACUAUUUUUAACAUGUUUGUUAGCCCGGUUGUUUUUUUGAGUCAGUUUCACCCCAUUUGACCUAUAUAAGUGACAACGAAGCGUCUGUUUGACUAGCGCAGGGUGUGGUAAGUUCCUAACUGAAAUGGCUGCUACCAUGGUUACCUUAUCCAAGGACUUGCACCCUGUGGUCAGUUUAUCUGUUCAGUGUGGGACCAAAUACUGAAAAAUAUUAUGUAUAAAAGAGUUGUAUAUAUUUGUUUUAAGUACCUCAAUAAAACACAUAUGAAGUGCU
Branchiostoma floridae (Florida lancelet) is the source of this 1953-nucleotide messenger RNA. RefSeq names its product DNA repair protein RAD51 homolog 2-like. NCBI's taxonomy places the organism in Eukaryota, Metazoa, Chordata, Leptocardii, Amphioxiformes, Branchiostomatidae. Gene Ontology annotation, biological process: double-strand break repair via homologous recombination. The record is from RefSeq and is a predicted model, not a curated record. The transcript is spliced from 11 exons. Gene Ontology annotation, molecular function: DNA binding; ATP binding; ATP-dependent DNA damage sensor activity. Gene Ontology annotation, cellular component: Rad51B-Rad51C-Rad51D-XRCC2 complex. The coding region runs from base 192 to 1352 and encodes 386 amino acids.